AUGUCGUACGACCCCAACAAUACCGCGGGCAAUGGGACUGCCGCCCAGUCUUCCCCGUUCGCGUUCCUCAACCAGCUCGGCGCCCCGUCACAGGGCACGGUCGGCGCCGCGACUGGCAACCCCGCAGCUGGUGGCGCUCUCACGGCGGCACAAUUGCAGCAGUACCGCGCGGCGCACAUGGCGCAACUGAGCCAGCAGCCGACGAGUGCACAUGCGAACGCUCAAUCGGCAGCUGGCAACCCCAACAACGCCAUCAGCAACAACCACCCUAACAAUACGCCCCAGAUUCAGGCCAUGUUGCGCAAUUUGCAGAACGCCCAGCAGCUGCAGUCGAUCCAGCAGCAGCAACAGCAGCACUUCCUCGCCGCGUCGCAACAAGCUCAGGCGCAGGCGCAGGCUCAGGCUCAGGCUCAGGCGCAAGCCCAGGCUCAGGCUCAGGCACAGCAGGUCGCUCAAGCUCAACAGCACGCCGCUCUCGGUGCGGCUGGUGGUUUCAACUCCAACUCGAUUUCCGAAAUGUUGCGAACCAACCAAUUGGUCAGUCGAGUCUUUCCCGCCUUCUUCCGUUUUUCCACUGUCACCUCGGCAUCAUGCCCGCCCCCACCGGUCCCCCUGGUUCUCGGCACGCCGCUAGCUGCCGACGCCGAAUCCGCGGUGUCUCCUGUUAACGGCCCCGAGGCACCAUCCCGGGCUCAGCCGGAGCGACCCCUGACCAUCUCUGGACAUCACCUUGUUCUGGCAUUCGCGGUUGCUGACUCGUUCCUUGGCUGCCAUUCCUGCAGACGGCUGAGCAGUUCCAGUCACUGGCGACACAGAUUCAAGCGUUCCAGGCAAAUCAUCAAGCUCGCGGCUCGACCUCUCCCAACCUCGGGGGUAUUCCGGGCCAGAUGCGGCAGCUGCCUCCACAGCCAAGCGUCGCAGCCCCGCCGACCGGUCUUCUCGGCAACAACAACAACAACAUCGGCGCGAGCCAGAUGCCAAACGGCCAGCUGUUUGGCCAGUCGAACCCGCCCGUGAGCACAGCCCCGGCUGCGUCGACCUCCACGACGACUACGGGGCCAGGCGCGACGCAUCCUUCCGUCUCUGUUGAUGCACAAGGGCGAAUCCCAUUUACCGUGCUGCAACCGUACUUUGUGCAAGUCAAUGCGGCGAGGGCGAUGCAGAACAAGGUGCAGCUACUCACGAACGCACUGUCGACCGGCUACAUCACCACGGGCGGCGAUGGGGCGAACCAAAAGGCCAUCUCUGCGGAGGACAGGGUCAAGGUCGAGAAGGAACUGAACGAGAAUCGGUGAGCUCGUAAUCCGAGUCCAUCUCGUGGGCAUAUUUUUGCUUCAAACUAUGAGGCACGAGGGACUAAACUCCAGGUAAAUUGUCCCGCUUCGCAGGCGCUCUUUCCAAAUCAUGUCCGAGCGAAUCAUCGCGUUCCAGAACCAGCACACCGUUCAUCGUAUCCAGAACGACUGGCAGGUAAGCUUUUGUGGUCCAAUAUCUGCUCUGUACGUCUUUGCGCGUCGUAGGCGAGACAGCUGACAUUUCGGCUCCCGACGUCAUCAGUCCCACAUCGCGGAGCAGACGCAACAAAGAGCGGCGGCACAACGGGCUCAGAUGCAAGCGCAGGCGCAAAAGAAUCAGAUCGUUGCCCUUCAGCAUCUUCAAAACGCGCAAAAGCAACGCGAGCAACAGCAACAGCAGCAACAGCAGAUACAGCAACAACCCGCCGCCACUGGUGCCCAAGCCAACCCCGGCACUUUAACAUUCAAUCCUCCGAACCCAGCUGCUGCUGCAGCACUGCAAGCGCAAAUGAUGCAGAAUGCGUCUCGAGGGGGCGUGAACUCAGCCGCUACAUCGACUCUGCCGAGCUCGUCCCCUUUCACCAACUAUGGUCAACUCCCCAUGACAGGAGCCACCCCGACCCCGGCAGCAGCGGCCGCUUUCGCCGCGCAGGCUCAACCAAGGCCCGCCUCGACAGGGCCCUCGGCGCUCUCGAUGACUUUGGAUGCCGGGACUUUCAUGCGCACUCUGUUCGACAUUCACCGGCAACGUGGCCAACCGAUCGCGGGAACACCCUUCGUUGAAGGCCGCGAGAUCGACUUGUACGCGCUCUACCAAGCCGUCGCGAUGCAGGGCGGCGGACAAAACGUCAACGUGGCCUCUGCAUGGCAUUUGAUUGCGAAGCAGCUCGGGUUUGAAGUUGAUGCGAGCCAACCUAUUGAUCAGCCGGCGGACGUUGCGAGAACGUCGCUUGCACUCGCCAAGACGUAUCAUCAAUUAUUGACGCCCUUCGAGGAGGUGAGUACAUGCGUAGUCCGGGGAACAAAUCAAGCUCAGCCAGGAACCGUAGAACUGACUCGACCUUCAAAUAUCUACUGCUUCUUUGUGGCAGCUAUGGACGCAAAGCAUACUCAAACAACGACUGCUCAGCAGUCAGAACAACGCCAAGCCCGGGGAAACCGCCGCGGGGGGGAAAAACGAGGAGGCAUCGACACAGGCCAACGUGCAGCUCGCGGCUGCUGCAGCGGCCAUGCGCGCUCAGCAACAGGCCCAACAAACGUCAUGGCCGGGUAUGCUCAACAGUCAACCUGGAAUUAUGCCUCCAGCCAACUCUCUUGCAGGCCUCUCGCAGCAGCAACUAAUGGCCUUCGGCCUCGGCCCGGCUCACCUCGAAUACGUGCGUGCGCAGGAGCAGCAGCAACAGCAACAGGCGCAAGCUGCCGCUGCAGCGAUGGUGAUCGUGCAGAACGCAAGUGCGGCCUCUUCAUCGACACCCUCAAACGCAGGCCCGAGCGCAGCCGCUCCCACUUUACCGACGAGCAUGGGGCCACCGUCAGCGGCGAAUCGAUCGAGUUCAAACUUGGGGUCUGGCAAUCCCAACAAGCCGACCAUCAACACCGACCCGACGCCGGACCAGGUCGGUGCGGCACGGUCGGCAGUUCAACAGGCUCGAGCCAUGUACCAGGCUGCUCAACGGCAAGCCACUAGAACGAUUGAUAUCGUCGCCGAGGAACGCCUCCGAGUCGCCCAGGCCUCCCAUGCCCUCGUGCCCUUGGUCAAGCAGAUCUAUGAAGUCUUGCCCUUGUUCCUCGCCAUGUCAGGUCAGCAAGAGGUCGUCAAAAAGGUGAUCUCAUCCACAAUGGUGUUCGGAGAGCACAUUAAGUAUCUCCAGAUGUCGCAAUUCGCCCUCGACAUGCGUGCGCUCGAGCAGAUCCGUGACUUGUUCACCCGAGUCGGCACGUAUGUCAAGCAGAACCAUCGUGCUCGUCCUCCUACUUCCCUACCUCUCCCGGCCCGAGAAGCCUCUGCAUCCGCUCCGAUCGCAUCGACGUCCGCAGCGCCACCCUCGAAUGCAACUGCACCUGCAAUGGCGCCGGUACCCACGUCCGCCUCUGCUCCCACCUCGAGCGCCGCUGCUGCUGCCGCCGCCACCGCACCUGAGAAAGACCAGUUUUCGGCCAUGGCGCAAAAGAAUGCUGCAUUACGUGUGGAGGAUCUCAAACCGCCACCACUGAAGCGUAGCCGGAAAGCCUCCGGUGGAGGCAAUGCCGCAUCGCCCCAAACCUCCGCGACACCUGGCCGCCUCGACACAGCCUCGCCCAAGACCCCGAUGACGGAGGCCGACUCGCCGCCCAAGGACGCUGCGACCGUUCGAGGAGCUCGAGGGAAACGCGGUCGAGCUCGCAAAGACUCGGGUAACACGACUGCAUCCAGCCCUGGGCGAGGCCUGGCCGUCGACUCGCCGAGCCCUCUAGCGGUGCACACGACCGUCGCCACACCGAGUGCAGGAAUUUCGACCUUGCCCGUCGUCGUCGAGGAAGAUACCCUGGCGCUCAAACGCAAGCGUGAGACCGAUGAAAUCGACAACGAUCCCGAUGCCUUCAUCCAACGGAUCUUGCGAGGUGAUCUGUCGAGUAUGGGUGGAGCUGCGGCCGUGCCUUCGACACCCUCUGGAAGCAACGUCGUUCCCACCUCGACGCUCGUGGGUGCCUCGUCGGCGACGAUGCAGAGUCUCGCUAGGGAUGUAACGAGCCACCUGCCGUUCGAUUUCAACCCUGUGCUCCCUGCCACUCAGUCCGUCGGGGCCGCAGGCCGCUUAUUCUUUACGAACUCGGUCGGCUCGUUCUCCAUACCUUCCACGUCCUCGACCACCGUCGGGGCAGGUCCCUUCUCGACGAUGCUACCCCGAGCAGGCCCCGGGUCCACGAUGUCCAUGAUUGCCCCCAUCGCUGAAGCGUUCGACUUCGGCUCCUACAUUGAUACCACCGCGGCUGGUUUCGACCUCGACGACGAGGAGGACGGCUUCCCCGCUCAAACCCCGGAGCUGUCUGCUGGCGCCCCAACGCCUCGAACGGCCAACAAGAACAAGCCUUCCCCACCUUCGGACGACGAGAACCCCGACACCCCUUCGAUGAGAGACAAUGGGACGUAUUCUGCCAUGCUCGCCGCGGCUCAACCCAAGGCUGAUCCUGCCGCGCCUUAUAUCGUCAAGCCAGGCUCCCUCGGCACGUCGAGCGCUAAGGCCAUCGGCGCCUUCGACUAUGAUACCUUGCUCAAUGACGUACCUUCUACGUUCUCAUGGAGCGGAGACUUACCCUCUGGUUCAUGGAGCAUCUCCGCCGCUUGA
Molecule: messenger RNA, 4621 nt
Organism: Microbotryum saponariae
Lineage: Eukaryota; Fungi; Basidiomycota; Microbotryomycetes; Microbotryales; Microbotryaceae
Source: the annotation of a GenBank genome assembly